This is a messenger RNA of Phalaenopsis equestris, 1869 nucleotides long. RefSeq names its product E3 ubiquitin-protein ligase RGLG2-like. Lineage: Eukaryota; Viridiplantae; Streptophyta; Magnoliopsida; Asparagales; Orchidaceae. Bases 196 to 1551 code for a protein of 451 amino acids. The record is from RefSeq and is a predicted model, not a curated record. The transcript is spliced from 12 exons.
AGGUGGUGCUUUUUGCCCUUACCCGCCGCCAUGGCUGUUUCCGGUCGUUCUGGUUUUCUUUACGUCAUCUGGAUUAGGUGCGGCAGCGUUCACGGGUUGACAUGGCAUCUAGCAUAGGGAUUUCAACCUUGUGAGUGGAACUUUGUUCUGAAGGCUCUGGGAAUCUUGUUUUCGUGAGGAUUUUGUUUUGAUUUGAUGGGGGGGAGAGGAUCUAAAGAGGACGGGAGGCGGAGUUUUAGAUCUGCUGAUUCUUUCCGUAGUGGAGGCUACGCUGAAGAGCAAUAUUCGAUGCCGCGGUAUGGAGGGGACGUGUCGGGCUAUCAGGAGUAUUUGACUUCGACUACGAGCUAUGGUGCUCCUCAGGCAACAGGGUAUUCUCAGCCAUAUUCGGCUCCUCAGGCUUCUGCCACCAGGCAAACUCGGAAGUUGGAUCGGAGGUAUUCAAAGAUAAGUGACAACUACAAUUCAUUGGAGGAGGUGACUGAAGCUCUUGGUCGUGCAGGUCUUGAGUCUUCAAAUCUUAUUGUGGGUAUUGAUUUCACAAAGAGCAAUGAGUGGACAGGCAGAUUCUCUUUCCAUAAUCGCAGUUUGCAUCACCUUGGCGAUGUUCCAAAUCCCUACGAACAUGCACUUUCUAUUAUUGGACAAACAUUAUCAGCUUUUGAUGAGGACAACUUGAUUCCGUGCUUCGGAUUUGGCGAUGCUUCAACACACGAUCAGGAUGUUUUCAGUUUCUUUUCGGAUGAGAGGUCGUGUGUCGGGUUUACAGAAGCUUUGUCUCGCUACAGAGAAAUUGUUCCGCAUUUGAGAUUGGCAGGCCCGACAUCUUUUGCGCCAAUCAUCGAAAUGGCCAUGACUAUUGUUGCACAAAGUGGUGGACAGUACCAUGUUCUAUUGAUCAUUGCUGAUGGGCAGGUAACCCGAAGUGUAGAUACUCAAUCUGGCCACUUGAGCUCACAGGAGCAGAGAACUGUUGAUGCUAUCGUCAAGGCCAGUGAAUUUCCACUGUCCAUUAUUUUAGUUGGAGUUGGAGAUGGCCCUUGGGAUAUGAUGAGGGAGUUUGAUGACAACAUACCUGAUCGUUCCUUUGACAAUUUCCAGUUUGUAAAUUUUACUGAGAUCAUGUCUAAGAAUACGCAUCAAAAAAGAAAGGAGACAGAAUUCGCUCUUGCAGCAUUAAUGGAAAUUCCUACUCAAUAUAAAGCCACAAUUGAGCUUGGAAUCUUGGGUAAUUCAGCAAGGUCUCCUCAAAGAUUCGCCUUACCCCCGCCUAAUGGAACCCAUUCAGCAGCAGCCUUUGGCUCCAAAUCUUUUCAAUCAACCACUUUUCAGAAGAGUUCCUCAUCUUACCCUGCAUUUGAUUCACCAACUAGCUCUGCUCCAUUUGCCUCAAGCGCUUCAUCGGAUAAUCAUGUUUGUCCAAUUUGCCUUACGAAUCCGAAAAAUCUGGCCUUUGGGUGUGGGCAUCAGACGUGCUAUGACUGCGGACAGACCCUGGUAAAUUGCCCAAUUUGCCGCAGUGAAAUUGUAACCAGAAUAAGGCUUUACUAAGGCUGGCUCUGCCUGAACAAAAAGUCUUAUUGGUUGAAAUAAAGCAGCUGUUGCAGAAUCCCCCUCAAAUUCUUGGUUCUUUCAUUGGUUUCGUUGACUGAUUUGUUGAUCCAAGUGUUCAAUAGUUCCUUAUUCUGUUUGUUUAGUGUAAUUCAUUUAAUGAGAAAGGUGUCUUUGAUGUCUGUAAUGCCUUAUUGAUCUGUAGAUGUUUAUGUUUGUGUGGCAGCAUCCUGUACAUAUAUAACUCAUCCAUCUCUGCUUCCAUUUUGAUUCAUUUGAAACAAUCUUUGUUGAUUUGGAGAAGGCUUUGUUGUUUGA